AUGUUUGCCCCAGCUGCAACCCCCAAAUCUCACCUUGGCCGCUAUCGCCUACUGGCUCCUACAGCUGCAGUCAAGGUGAGCCCUCUAUGCCUAGGAGCGAUGAAUUUCGGCGAAGGAUGGAAAGCAAGACUCGGCGAAUGCGACAAGGAAACCUCCUUCAAGAUCCUAGACACAUACUACGACAACGGAGGCAACUUCAUCGACACAGCCAACAACUACCAAUCCGAAGACUCAGAGAAAUGGCUCGGCGAAUGGAUGGAAGCCCGCGGCGUACGCGACCAGAUCGUCCUAGCAACGAAGUAUACAACUGGUUUCCGCAGCCACAUCUCAUCAGAGAUCCAGGCGAACUUCGUUGGCAAUAAUGCCAAGAGCAUGAAGCUGUCUGUCGAGGCUAGUUUGAAGAAGUUGCGGACGGACUAUAUUGACUUGCUCUACGUGCACUGGUGGGACUUCGCCACCUCCAUCGAAGAAGUAAUGACAUCCCUCAACCAACUGGUCGUUUCCGGGAAGGUUUUAUAUCUCGGUAUUAGUGACACGCCAGCGUGGGUUGUCACCAAAGCAAACCAAUACGCCCGCGACCACGCCCUCCGCCCCUUCUCAGUCUAUCAAGGAAAAUGGAACGCAGCAACACGCGAUUUCGAACGCGACAUUAUCCCCAUGGCCGCGUCGGAAGGAAUGGGUUUGGCACCAUGGGGAUCCCUCGGUGGUGGCGCCUUCAAAACCGAAGCCCAGCGCGAAGAGCUCGCCAAGUCAGGUAAUCCUGGUCGACAGGUCCCGCCCAGCGCAAACGAUAUCGCUGUCUCGAAGGUCCUGGAGGGUAUUGCAACGCGGCAUGGGACGGCCAUCACCAGCGUGGCGCUUGCGUAUGUGAUGCGCAAGGCUCCGUAUGUGGUUCCUAUUGUUGGAGGCCGGAAGGUUGAGCACUUGUUGGGCAAUAUUGAGGCUUUGGGUCUUGCUCUUUCUGAUGAGGAUGUUGCCGAGAUCGAGGGGGCUUAUGAGUUUGAUAUUGGGUUCCCCAUGAAUUUCUUGUUUAGAGGGGCGGUUAAGGAGGCGCAUCCUUCUAACGCUACUUUUGUUAAUAGUGUUGUUAAGCUGGAUCAUCCGGAUUUGGUAAGAGCUGUUGGAUCCAAGAAGUUGGAAGACUGA
Penicillium nucicola is the source of this 1146-nucleotide messenger RNA. RefSeq names its product aldo/keto reductase. The record is from RefSeq and is a predicted model, not a curated record. Lineage: Eukaryota; Fungi; Ascomycota; Eurotiomycetes; Eurotiales; Aspergillaceae. Bases 1 to 1146 code for a protein of 381 amino acids. The transcript is spliced from 5 exons.